Messenger RNA from Exophiala mesophila, 2253 nucleotides. RefSeq lists its product as uncharacterized. Gene Ontology annotation, cellular component: nuclear origin of replication recognition complex. Bases 1 to 2253 code for a protein of 750 amino acids. The transcript has a single exon. Gene Ontology annotation, molecular function: DNA replication origin binding; ATP binding; ATP hydrolysis activity. The record is from RefSeq and is a predicted model, not a curated record. Lineage: Eukaryota; Fungi; Ascomycota; Eurotiomycetes; Chaetothyriales; Herpotrichiellaceae. Gene Ontology annotation, biological process: DNA replication initiation; mitotic DNA replication checkpoint signaling.
AUGGGUCGCUUGCAAACGUACUCGACCAAGGGUGGCCUGGCUCGAGAAGAUUCGGACGAUGAGCUAGGAUAUGAAGAUCACCCCUGGGAGUGGAUCUACAACGAAGAUGAAGGUCAACGCGAAGAAGAGCCUGAAAAUCCAAGAAAGAGAAAAGCGAACGCCCUCCGAGACUCAUCCAAGAAGCCGAUUAUAGUUGGAGCACGUAUGUCGUCGUUCUCAAUUCGAGUGGGAGAAGCAGUCCUCCUGAAAUCCCCUGAGCAAGGCAAAGAUUGGGUUGCUCUAGUCUGUUCAUUCUCUGACACCAACGAAGAUGGCGACGAUGAGAAGUCAGUCUAUGUCCAAUGGUUUUGCUCGCCUGAAGAACUUGCUUUUGGCAAACGGUCAAAGACUCUUCUGGACGUGCUCCCAAAUGAAUCAUACAUCACAACAGAUUUCAACAUGAAUCCAUUGACCGCUAUCAACGGCAAGGCUACUGUUCUCUCGAAAGAUGCGUUCAUGAAAAGAUACCCUAAUGGUGCACCGCCAAAAUCCAAGUCAGCUGCAAGCCAGUAUAGUAAGACGAUCUUGUGUCGAAGAGGUGUGAAGCAGAGGACUCUGCGAUUCACUGAAGACAUGGUGUGGGACGAAAUUUACAAAGGAUCCAAGGACCUGUUGUACUUGAUCGAUUGGAUUAAAGAUCAAACAAAGGCGAGAAAGUCACAAGCGUCCCUGAAAAAUGCAGACACAGAGUAUCGAGAAAAGAAAGAGGACAUGGAUGACGACGAACCAAAAACACCUAAGAAGAGGAAGAAAAUGACAUCGACUGUAACGACUCCCAAAUCAUCAGUCAAAGCUUCGAAAUACACUACACCCUCUCACAAAAGAAUCAUGAUCAAGAAACCUCUCGAAAUCACACCCCUUGGCACCAGAAUACUCUCCCCUAGCCAAAUCAUGUCCACUCCUUAUUCCCACGCCCGAACGACUCUUCACGUCUCCGCCGUCCCUACCUCACUACCCUGCAGAUCCAACGAAUUCAGUACCGUCUAUUCACAUCUAUAUUCGGCUAUCGCGGAUGGGUCUGGAGCCUGUAUCUAUAUUUCAGGCACACCCGGGACUGGAAAGACUGCCACGGUUCGGGAAGUGGUAACAUCGCUCCAUCAAUCCGUUCUCGACGAAGAAUUGGACGAUUUCAACUUUGUCGAGAUUAACGGCAUGAAGGUUACAGAGCCGCAUCAGUCGUACUCGCUCUUGUGGGAGGCUCUGAAAGGAGACCGUGUCAGCCCAAAUCAUGCUCUGAGUCUCCUCGAACAAGAGUUCUCCUAUCCUAGUCCUCGCCGGAUCCCAUGCGUGGUGCUUAUGGACGAAUUGGAUCAACUUGUAACCAAAAAUCAAAGCGUCAUGUACAAUUUCUUCAACUGGCCCGCCAUGCGUCACUCCAGGCUUAUUGUGCUUGCUGUGGCAAACACCAUGGAUUUGCCAGAGCGAACCUUAUCGAACAAGAUCAGCUCUCGACUCGGACUGACGCGAAUCACCUUUCCUGGCUAUACUCAUUCACAGCUGAUGGAGAUCAUCUCUUCUCGAUUGGAAGGAGUUCCUGGAAACAUUGUUGAUUCAGAUGCCAUCCAGUUUGCCAGUCGCAAAGUCGCUGCUGUCUCGGGAGAUGCGCGGCGAGCUCUUGAUAUUUGUCGACGCGCGGUUGAAAUUGCAGAACAAUCUCAGAAUUCUCAGGCCCAGGGACUCGAAGAUUCCGUCGCCACCACGCCGAGCAAGACAGGAAGAAAUGAGCGUAAACAAGAAAGCGACAAAUCUAAUACCAUAGCUACACGGACAGCUAGGGUGACGAUUGCCACCAUCAAGCAAGCUAUCAACGAAGCUACCUCGUCUCCCAUUGCACAACAUUUACGGUCACUGCCCUUGGCAUCCAAGCUGUUUCUCGCCGCAAUUUUGGCUCGCGUUCGUCGGACUGGUGUAGCCGACUCAACACUCGGCGAUGUCAUUGUAGAGGCAAAGCGGAUCGCUGAUAUUGCUGAGAACAGCGCCAUCCACGAUUUCUUACUAUUGGACAGUGGAGCAGAGAAACAAGCCGAUGUCAUGCCGAGAGUGCUGGCAUUGGGUGGAGCAGCGAUGGAGCUUCUAGAAAGCGGCAUUAUCGCAAUGGAGGCGAGAAGUAGAGGUGAAAGGGCUGGCAAGGUCAGGUUGAGAAUAGGCGAGGAUGAAGUCAAAAGUGGCCUGUUGGGAGAUCCUGAUGUCAAAGGGCUGGGGAUUGCAGCUUGA